ACCUGGCUCCAGCAACUGGCGCGUGGCCGAGCCGUUGUUUUCACCGAGGCUGAGGAGGGGUUUGGACACAUUUGUGCAAACGAGCUUAGUCCUGCUGCCGUGAUCACGGCCGCACGGAUGCUUGUAUGCCCGGUGGCCCCUCCGUGCCGGCAGCUCGGACCCUGCUCCGCUGCCAGGGCACCCUGCGGGCCGCUGGCAGCGCGGAGACCAGGAGGGGCUGCAUCUCCCUCCCGUGGAGCUGAGGAUGCUCCCGCUGAGCGGGGACUGCAGCCCGCCCGCUCCGGGCCGCGGAGCCUUCCCAACUUCCCACGGCUGCCUCGCCCAUCCGCGCCCGGCUCCCAGCGCGGUCCCGCCGCCCGUGCCCUGUCCGGGGAGGGGACACCCCGCCUCCCUCAGGCCGGGCAGGCACGGGCACUGUGGGAAGCCGGGCGCGGCAUCCAUCCCUCCCUCCGCGCCGGCGGGGGCCGGAGCCGGGGCCAACUCCGGGAGAAGGGACCGUCCCGUGCGCCCUGCCUCUCCCCAGCCCCCGCGCCUGCCUCCUCCCCUGGUCACUGGGGCUGAUGAAUUAAUCACGAUGUGGCUGCUGUUAAUGCAUUUAUGUGGAGCGGGCUGUGCCAGCGGCUGGCGGCGCGGCGGCUGAGGGAGCGCGGGGAGCGCCGGCCCCUCCGCUCCGCUCCGCUCGGCCGCGGCUCUCCAUGGCUCCGGAGGAGAUGCUUCAGAAGCUUGCUGUGUGUUUACCACGGGUUCUGCCAACCAGAGGGGACUCACCUGUUCUUUCAUUAAUUGAGCAAAACAUUAUCUUGAAAUAAUUAUUCCUCUCCACAUGGCCUUCCUACUUGUGUCAGCUUAUCUUCUGCUGACUCAUGCUCGGGGUGCUCCUGUUGAGAAUGGGGCACUGCUGGAAACACUGAAGUCACAAGUGGGAUUAUUCAGCAAUAAAAGUGAGCACUAUUCAGCACAGGUGAGACCUCCUGGCACGAGCAGACAAAUACCUCAGACAAUCAUCAUAGGAGUUCGUAAAGGAGGGACCAGAGCUUUGCUGGAAAUGUUGGAUAUUCAUCCUAACAUUGUGGUGGCAGCUACAGAAGUCCACUUCUUUGACUGGGAUGAAAAUUAUGUAAAAGGAAUAGACUGGUAUAGAAAUCUGAUGCCAUUUUCUUAUGGAAAUCAAAUUACAAUUGAGAAAACACCAGGCUAUUUUACAUCACCACAGGCUCCAGGAAGAAUUCAUGACAUGAAUAGCUCCAUUAAACUGCUGCUCAUUCUAAGAGAUCCCACUGAGAGAGUUAUAUCUGACUAUACCCAAGUGUAUUACAACAGAGUAGAAAGUCACAAGCCUGUUCAACUCUUUGAAGAUAUUGUUAUUAAGAAUGGAGUACUUAAUACCAAAUACAAAGCUAUUCAGAGAAGUCUAUAUGAUGUCCAUAUGGAAAAGUGGCUUAAGCAUUUCAGUUUGGAUCAGAUUCACAUAGUGGAUGGAAAUACUUUGAUCAAGGACCCUCUUCCUGAAUUACAAAAAGUUGAAAGAUUUCUAAAUCUUCCAUCCCGAAUUAUGUCUUCUAAUUUUUAUUUUAACCAAACCAAGGGAUUCUACUGCAUCAGAAGUGAUGGGAGGGAGAGGUGUUUACAUGAAUCCAAAGGACGUCCCCAUCCUCUUGUUAACAGCACUGUUUUAGACCAACUCUAUUCUUACUUCAGAGAGCACAAUGCAAAGUUUUACAGGAUGGUUAAUCAUUCCUUUGACUGGCAUUAACACAUUAGGAGUCAAUGUUUCUUUAAAAGGCCCUGAGACACACUUUCAGACAUAUCUUUCUAAACUGUAAAGACUUGUAUUAUGAGAAUUAAUACACUGGUUAUAUGCUUCAUUGGAAAAACACAUCUGUUACUCAUGGAAAGGGUACUCUUUAUGGUGGGAAAAAUAAGUUUUAUGUAUUUGUAUGAUUACUGGGAGUCAUAUUCUGAUCUUCUUUGUCUCACAUGCAAAUACAUUAACUUCAGCAAACUUAGCAAAGGUGUAUCUCUACAGGAUUUCUGCUGUUUUGGAAAAAUGCAUCUACCUGUAAAAAAAUGUAAAUAUUGGAAAUAGUAUUAUUCUGACUGUUCUGUAUUUUUUGUUGUUAGUAUUUUUUAUAUCCCACAUGAUAGUGGUGUUGAUUUAUAGAAUUUUUCAUAAAAUAAGUUUAAAUUGUAUGUUAAAAUAGGAGCAUACAUAGUAGCUCCAAUAAAUAAAUCAUCAUCUUUAAUAUGCUGAAGUACUUAAUUAAUAAUAGAAGGAAUCUAUUUCACCUGUAAUUUUGAAUAGGUGAGCUAGAAGCUACUGUCUGUAUAACAUGGGUAUUAAACCACACUCUUACUAUCUUGUGUUUUCAAAAAAUCUCCGAAGUAAAAAUAUAAACUGUUUGAAGGAGGUUAAAGUGAGGGUUCUGAAUGUAAAGAAAUUAAAAUAUCCCAGGAACACUAAUAUUCUAUUCACUAAAAUAAAAAUCAAUGCCAAAAAAUAUUAAUGAUUAGCGAGUGACUGUGCAAAUAUUUGAUUGCAUAAAUUUUAUCACUUUGUUUUUGAAUGGAAAGGCUCUUAGUACUACCAUAUGAAUUAUGUUUGUACUCUCUGACUAAUUAUUCUAUUGUUCUCUUGACUUUGGUUUAUAUUACCUCUAUUGGCACAACGGUUCUUGUUAAAAACAAAACUUAUUUACUUGCCCCCGAAGCAUGGUGUAGUUUUAUUUUGCCAUUUUUGGUGCAGACCAUGGUAUAGUCUAAACUUUAAAAAAACCUCUUAUUGUGUUACGUAUCUCAGACACAGUGUUCAGCACGACAUACUCAGGUUAUUUGUAAGAACCACAACCAUUUCUAGCCCUGCAUCAGGAUUUUAUUUUCAGUACUUUUUAACAGUAUUGUGCUGAUUUUUCUGCUUUUUCAUGUAAACAAUUUAUUACAUAUCAAUACCAAAGAAGAAAAUCAACUCUGAGCAUCAAACCCAAUGAAGAUCCUGCAUCUCUGUCUUUCUACCUAAGUCACUGCUCAGCCUAAAGGAGAGUGUAUUUCUACCGUGGGAUUGUUCCCCUUUCCAGGCUAAGAGGUAUGUAUUGCAGGGCUGACUCUUCGCUUUUAAUACCUUAUGAGUGGGCUACUUAGGCAGGUAGAGGUAUUCUUCUGAAGCUGGAUAGAAUCAGACUCUAUGUAGAAAUAUCUUCCACCAAACAUUCUCUCAAAAAAUGCAAAAUGUUAAAAAUGAUAUAAUGAAUCUUAUUCUUUAGCUGUUCUACUACUU
Messenger RNA from Zonotrichia leucophrys gambelii, 3271 nucleotides. Its product is annotated as heparan sulfate glucosamine 3-O-sulfotransferase 1-like. The coding region runs from base 824 to 1753 and encodes 309 amino acids. The transcript is spliced from 2 exons. Gene Ontology annotation, molecular function: [heparan sulfate]-glucosamine 3-sulfotransferase activity. The record is from RefSeq and is a predicted model, not a curated record. NCBI's taxonomy places the organism in Eukaryota, Metazoa, Chordata, Aves, Passeriformes, Passerellidae.